AUGGGGGCCGCUCGGGAGGCUGAGGCGCAGCCGCCGCCGGAAGGCGGAGGGGAGGCGGCCGAGCGGACGGACGGCGGGCGAGGCCCAGGCGCCGCGAGCCCCCCCUGGAACAUCAUGAUCAAGCACCGGCUGGUGCAGCGGCGAGGGCGGCGAUCGCAGAUGAUGACCAGUUUCACAGACCCCGUGGUUUCCAUGGACCUCCUGCGAGCUGUUCUGCAGCCCACUAUCAAUGAGGAGAUCCAGGCCGUCUUCAACAAAUACAUGAAGUUCUUCCAGAAGGCUGCAGGGAACGUGCGAGAAAACAUUGGAGAAGACGUGGACACGGAGCAGCUCAUCCAAGACACGUGUCGGAGCUGCCUGGAGCAGGCCAAAGUCCUCUUCUGUGACAGCAAGAAGUCCGUGGCAAGGCUGCCCCACGAACUGCCAGCAAUGAAGCGGAGCCGCCCAGUGGAAGAAGAGCUCAGCCAGCAAGGGAGCCCCAUCCCCAAAAAGCGGAAGGGGCGGCCUCCUGGACAGAGCCAGUUGAACGACCGAGGGUCUUCGGGAACAAGCAUGUUGAAAACCAAGUCCUGUGAGCCACUGCAAAGAGACGGGCCGAAGUGGAAUCCCUCUCGGAUCGUGGAGGGCACAGCCUUCGUUCUUGGCUCAAGAGCAAACAAGGCCCUCGGGAUGGGAGGAACCAGAGGCAGACUGUACAUCAAACACCCGCACCUGUUUAAGUAUGCGGCUGAUCCUCAAGACAAGCACUGGCUGGCAGAGCAGCAGCACAUGAGGGCCACAGGAGGCAAGAUGGCUUAUCUCCUGCUAGAAGAGGAUAUUCAGGAUCUGGUGGCCAGUGAUGAGUACAGAGGGUCCCUAGACCUGAAACUGGAGGAGUUGAAGCCCUUUGUCCCGCCGCCGUGGAUGACGGCCAAGAUGCGGAAGUACAUGGAGCUUCUCCGUAGCGAAGGGGAGCAGCCGCCGCCCCCAGCAGAAGGGCCGCCUGAGCCCUAG
This is a messenger RNA of Euleptes europaea (tarantolino), 993 nucleotides long. RefSeq names its product deoxynucleotidyltransferase terminal interacting protein 1 (gene DNTTIP1). Gene Ontology annotation, molecular function: nucleosome binding; DNA binding. Gene Ontology annotation, cellular component: nucleus. The transcript has 13 exons. The record is from RefSeq and is a predicted model, not a curated record. Bases 1 to 993 code for a protein of 330 amino acids. NCBI's taxonomy places the organism in Eukaryota, Metazoa, Chordata, Lepidosauria, Squamata, Sphaerodactylidae.